AAGAAGAAGAAGAAGAAAUGCGUAGGACGCUAAUAAGUCAGUCUUAUUAUUUGUUCUCCAGUUUAAAAUAUUAACGUCGUAUAAAAUACAUCUUUGAUUCUUUAUUCAAGGAUAAAGUCGUCUCGAUGCGCUAGAAGCACUGUGCCGCUCCUCCUGCUAUCUAUGCUUGCUAGUUAGCUUAGCUCGCUAGUUAGCUUAGCUUGUUAGCUGCUAACAGAAGUUAUCAACACAUCGCUAAGUAGAGAUCAAGUGUGAGAGUAAAGUGUUGGGAUUGUGUGAAAAUGUCUACAUUACACAUGUUGAGAGCGUUGGUGGAUCAGCGACUAACUGCUGCCGUUGAAGAAAUAUUUGUAGUGUUAGAAAGAACGAUAGCGGAAUACGAGGCGGAACUUUCUCGGACAAAAGAGGAGAACAAUCAACUACUGGACGCUGUUUUCAAGAAACAUCAAGUUGUGUUACACAGAAAAGAUGUCGUAGAAGAACAUCUUCCUCGUGAGCAGGAGGAGGAACCACAGUCCCCCCACAUACAUGAUGAAGAAGAGCUACCACAUUCACAACACAUUAAAGAGGGAGGGGAGGAACCACAGCGCCCCCACAUUAAAGAGGAAGACGAGGCGCCACAGACCCGUAGUGUUAAUCUGACCCUUCACAUUAAAGGGCAAGCGGCGGACCCACUGAUCUUACACAUCAAAAAUGAAGAGGAGGACCCACUGACCCCUCAGAUUAAAGAGGAAGAGGAGGACCAAGAGCCGCCGCACAUUAAAGAGGAAGAGGAGGAACACAGCAUCAGUCAGGAGGGAGAUCAUCUUGAAGGACUGGUGGAGUUCCCAGUGACUGGUGUCCCUGUGAAGAGUGAAGAUGAUGAGGUCAAAGGUGAAAGUGAGGAGAAGAGCAGCAGCUCAACACAACACAUGACAACAGAAGCUGAUGGAGACCACUGUGGAGGAUCACAAGCAGACAAGCUCUUAGCUCCACUAUCAGAUAGUGAGGACACAACGUCACACUCUCCUGACACUGAUGAUGAACACUCUAAAGAUGAUAAGACAAACACUCACUUCAAAUGUUCUCACUGUGACAAAACCUUUAAAAAACAUAGUUAUCUGAAAAGACACAUGAGAAGACACACUGGAGAAAAACCAUUUUCUUGCUCGGAAUGUGGUAAAGGUUUAGUAACAAGUCGGAAUUUAAAAAUACACAUGAGAACACACACCGGAGAAAAACCUUUUAUCUGUUCAAUCUGUGGUAAAGGUUUCGCACAAAGUUCAUGUAUGGAGAAACACAGAAGAAUACACACUGGAGUAAAACCUUAUAUCUGUUCAAUCUGUAGUAAAGGUUUUGUACAAAGUCACCAUUUGAAAGUACACAUGAGAACACACACUGGUGAAAAACCUUUUAUCUGCUCAAUCUGUAGAAAAGGUUUUGUACAAAGUCACCAUUUGAAAGUACACGUUAAAACACACACUGGGGAAAAACAUUUGUUCUGUUCAACCUGUGGUAAAGGCUUUACGCAAAGUUGGUGUUUAAAAGUACACACGAGAACACACUCUGGUGAAAAACCCUUUUCCUGUUCAACUUGUGGUAAAGGUUUUACAGAAAGUCAAUAUUUGAAAAGACACACAAGAACACACACUGGUGAAAAACCACAUUCCUGUUCAAUCUGCAACAGAAGCUUUUGUGAACGAUCAAACCUUGUAGCACACAUGAGAACACACACAAGAGAGAAAGUGUUGAGUUGCAGUGUGUGUGGUGAAAGAUUCUCUUCUAAGUACCAGUGUAAGAAACACAAGUGUGCUGGUGAGAACAGCAGCAGCAAAUGAAAGUGCAGAAUUUAAAAUAAACUGUCAAGGCUUUAAUUUGGACUUUCUAACAACAUCAGCACAUAUAACAUGUGUGACAUUGUUGUUUGUGUAACAAUCUUUUUAAUAUGCUUCUACAUUUAUAGAUGAGACAUUUCAGUCAAGUACAUGCAUUGAUAUGCAACAUUGUGUACUUUUGUUAAAAACUGAACAACAAUUUGACUGAAAAGGUGAGAGUAAACAGUACAAGACAUAUUUUACAUACACUAGACAUUUUAUGUGUAUAUAUAUAUAUUCAUAAUACAAUUUUAGACUUAUUCAUCAGUGUUUUUUUAUAGGUGUUUGGAAUAUGACUAUAUAUAUAUGACUGAAUUAAUUAAUUAAAUAUUACAAAACUGUUGUGUAUACUAAUUCAUAGAUGUUAUUUUAUUAUAUAAAAAGGUCAGUAAAUUAUUCUAUAUAUUUGUAAACGCUUUGAAGUGGGAAAGGGGUAGGAUUAAAUAAGCUUUGCUUCUUCCUACUCCUUUUCGGGCAUGAUGUAAAAUGAAAUGAUAUGAAAUUGUGUGAUGUAUUAUGCUGUAAGUGUGUUCAUGUUCGAAAUAAACUAAAGAAAGAAUAUGGAAGUGUUACAUAUUUGAUUUCUAAUUGUUAAUGAUCCCAUAGAUUAUCACCUUUAUAUGAUAUACAUAUGUACUGGUUCACAUCUGAAACAUCUUCUGGACCACUUCAGGAAGCAUAUUAUUAUUUACUUUAUACAUCAUUUGAACAGUUGUCCUUUAUACAAUUUUAAAAUGUGUGAUUUUAUGAAUCAUUUGUUGGGUCUCUCUAAUCCAUUUUAUUAAUGAUCUUUAUUACUCUCUUUUGUAAUAUGAUGAUUGUGUUGUGAUUGUUUUAUAUGUAUGUCCCCAGACCUU
Messenger RNA from Nerophis lumbriciformis (worm pipefish), 2710 nucleotides. RefSeq lists its product as uncharacterized. Gene Ontology annotation, molecular function: RNA polymerase II cis-regulatory region sequence-specific DNA binding; DNA-binding transcription repressor activity, RNA polymerase II-specific. NCBI's taxonomy places the organism in Eukaryota, Metazoa, Chordata, Actinopteri, Syngnathiformes, Syngnathidae. Gene Ontology annotation, cellular component: nucleoplasm. Gene Ontology annotation, biological process: regulation of immune system process; regulation of cytokine production; negative regulation of transcription by RNA polymerase II. The record is from RefSeq and is a predicted model, not a curated record.